AUGUUGUUAUGGACUGAAGCCGAGUUCGCCCUGGGCCCCUUCACCAUCACGCCACAGCGCGAGACGGUGUCUGACUUCGCCGUCCCGCUGGUCAGUGAAAACAAGGCCAUCUUCAUGCAGCGGCCACGGCAGGAGACCGAUGUGGCGGGGUUUUUAAAGCCCUUCAAGGCGGAGGUAAACUGUGCCACCAUACUGUUCGUCCGGGCCGAGGGUAAAAUAUUCGGCCACCUCGUCGGGAAAGUUAACUCUCACGCGCUCUUGUGGGUGCUGAAGGCCCUCACGCAGGAAAUGAUUUACAUAUAUCAUUCUCCUCCUCCACCUUUACCUAAAGGCUCGAACUGGCUGCCGCGACACAAUGCAAGUCGUGUGCUGGCCGCCACGUGGCUGCUGGCGUCCCUGGUGUUCAUGUCCUCCUACGGCGGCAUCCUCACCGCCAUGCUCACCGUGCCUCGGGUCACCAUCCCCAUCGACUCCCUUGAAGACCUGGUGGCCCAGGACGACCUGCCCUGGAGGCUGGAGGCGGGAUCUAUGGCGACACAGUAUCUAAAGGUAGUUCUUCGGAGGGGUGGGAGCAGUGUAACUGUGAGCACUGCUGGUUGCUCAGAGAUACCAUUAUAUAUAAACCCAACAGAAGUAUUCCAUUAAAAUUGGAUAAGUUUUAUGUCACGACACACAACAAACUAUUUAGCACACUGAUGAAUGACCACGUGUUUGAUUUUCUCACAUUCUGCAAACCUGAAAAGCGAUCUCUGGCCCUCAGGAAUCCGGGGACCCUGUGCGGCAGAAGGUGGUGGCAGGGGCGUUGGGCCUCUUUAAAGACUGUUGGUCGGCGCGUCAGGCAAUUGUUGACGGGGAGUUCGCGGCCAUUUGCGACGAGACCACCAUGAAAAAGGCCAUGGCAUGGGACUUCGGGUGAGGCAAAUUCGUGAAUCGGAGUAACAAUUACCGCCGCUCUUUUUUUUCCGUGGGGAAUCUUUUCUCCGGUAUUCUUCUGUUCACAAUACAUGAGAGUAGUGGUGUGCGAUUUUCCUCAUAUUUUGUGUGGAGCUCUUGGUCUGUCUCCUCUCUGCAUUUAUUUACUUAAUUUGUUUUGCCUCGGGUUACUGUCAGUACACUUCUUCCACCACAGCCUGACCGGGGACUGCCACUUCUACAUCUCCCGGGAAAAGGUUUUGUCCGGCGCCUGGAUGGGUGUCGCCUUUCAGACGAACUCCCUUUACCUUGCCAGGGCGAAUGCCAUGUAGGUGGAGAUGAAGCGAAAAUGUUACAUAAACCCUACAAACAUUAUUUUAUACUGUAAACCUAACAGAGA
Messenger RNA from Eriocheir sinensis (Chinese mitten crab), 1312 nucleotides. RefSeq names its product glutamate receptor ionotropic, delta-2-like. Gene Ontology annotation, cellular component: membrane. Gene Ontology annotation, molecular function: ligand-gated monoatomic ion channel activity. Lineage: Eukaryota; Metazoa; Arthropoda; Malacostraca; Decapoda; Varunidae. The transcript has 4 exons. The coding region runs from base 1 to 645 and encodes 214 amino acids. The record is from RefSeq and is a predicted model, not a curated record.